GUCUAUAACGGACUGCCCCCUUUUUCAGAACAAGCCUGCUCUGAAAAGUUGAUAGAGGAUGUCCGUCUUCACCGACGUGCAGUAAAACGAUCUAUUUUUUUUUUUUUUUUUUUUUUUUUUUCUACACCGUUGUGAGGCUUUUAUACGAGCGGAGGAGAGCCGAAGUGCGUAUUUCGGAGCGUGUGUUUGUCAAAUGAAACGAAUGAGAAAUGGCAGUGGUAACGCUACAUCCAAACCCUAUACCUCCGUAGGUUAAACCCAAAGCGUUUACGUUUCUGUGGACCCGUUGAGAAACUUGGCCCGUGUCAGAGCCCAGCAAUGUGGAUCUGCAUGGUUUACAAUGAGACGGACAGCAGCGUGGACUUCCGGCUCUGCCAGGACUACGGCCUCAUCCUGUCGAUCUUCUCCCUCAUCUACCUCCUGGUGUGCUUCCCGUUGGGGCUGUGCUACAACGUUCUGCUGGUCGCGGUCAACCUCUCCAACAAGGUGUCCAUGACCAUGCCGGAUGUUUAUUUCGUCAACAUGGCCAUCGCGGGACUCGUGCUCAAUGUGGUGGCGCCCGUGGAGCUGCUCAGCUCCACCUUCACCCGCUGGCACGCGUGGGAGUACAACAACGAGGUCUACAUCACCCUGCUCAUCCUCUUCAACAUCUCCUCCCUGGUCAUCAUGUAUUCCACCACGCUGCUCAGUCUGGACUACUAUAUAGAGCGGGCGCUGCCUCGUACAUACAUGUCCAGUGUGUAUAACACUAAGCAUGUGUGCGGGUUCAUCUGGGGCGGGGCCGUGCUCACUAGUUUUUCUUCGCUGCUCUUCUACGUGUGCAACCACAUCUCCACUAAGAUGGUCGAGUGCUCGAAAAUGCAGAACAAGGAGGCGGCAGACGCCAUCAUGAUGUUCAUUGGCUACGUGGUUCCAGCCGUGGCCGUCCUUUAUGCCUUUGUGCUUAUUUUGCGGAUCAGGAAGGAGUCUACACCUCUGGAUCAGGACUCUGCCCGCCUGGAUCCUUCUAUCCACAGACUGCUGCUAGCCUCCGUCUGUGUGCAGUUUGUGCUGUGGACCCCGUACUACAUGACCCUGCUGGUGCACACUGUAGCUGGCGCACCGGGGUAUAUUAGCAACGCACAAUACCUACCUACAUAUUACUUCCUGAGAUGUGUAUCCAAACUGUUGGCUUUCUCCAGCAGCUUUGCGAUGCCUCUCAUGUACAGGCAGAUGAACAAAAACUUCUCCAGCAAGCUUCAGCGCCUGCUCAGGAGGCUGCACUGCAGAGACCAGUCCUGCUCCCACGAACGCUCCACAGUGCAGCAAGUGGUCACGUGAGAGCUACACCUGUGGGGGGGGGGGGGGGGGGUCGCAAACGCUCCCACCCACCCCUUUUUCCAACCUCUUGGCCUAACCCCCCCUCCCCCGUAGGGCCAGUAUCCAACUGGGCUUCCUCACCGCUCUGGACUGUGUUAAGAGGGACCUCGCAGACUGUGGAAUUUCCUGUCACCUUCCAGAUCUUGAUCUGAUCUCACCAGCUCUGCGCAGAGAGAGAGAGAGAGAGAGAGAGGACAAAUCAAGCAAAAAAAACCACUAUGUGCUGUUAUUUGAUGUCACCGAAUGAAGCUCUCCACUAAGACUCUUUUGGUUUCUCUUCUUUCUUGAGUUUGGCAAAUUCAGCACAAUCAGCUGAUGACAAACCUGCUCAAUGAAAUGUCCUGUUUGCACGAGGCGCCCAGCCUCUGCAGCUUCCUUGAUGUGUUUUUGGAUUCUCUGCUGACAGUGUGCAGCUUUGACUAAUGCUUGACUGCCUAUAUUUUCACUGUAGUGUAUCAAUAUGCUGCUAGAUACUAUUUAAGUCCAAAAAAACCAAACAAUUAUUUACGAAUGAUGCAUGAUGUUUUCACCUAACUUGCAACAGAAUCAGUGAGCUUAAAACCUGCAAGUGUCAUUUGUUUUGUUUCUUAAGAAGACUCAAAUUAGAUGCUCUAAACACCUGCAUGAGAGUUCCAACUUUUAAGACCGACACGUCCUUUUACAGAAACGUAUACGUGGUGACUCCUCACUGUAAUCACUGUGAAUAGUCUUUACGUUUUAAAAGUUAAGUUCUUCGUUAAACGACUCCUUCAGAAAUAGUAACCUUAUUUUCAAAAGCUGUUUUCUUCCUGGACACCAGUACUGCCCUGUAGCUGAAUGCAUGUGCUGGUACACAGAGAUAUUCUCAUUUCACUUUGGAGUUUUUGAUCUACUGUCAGGCAAAAAAAGAGAUUACUGUCGCGUCUUUUAUAAGCUCCACAACAAAUAUUAUAGAACACAUGAUAAUCCACACAGAACUACAUGCAUUUCUUCUGCCAAGCUUUUGUUCAGGGUUUCAGACAUAACCACUUAUACCUCUUGUGAUCGCUGAUGAAAUCACAUCACCAGUCGACAAUAAGUAUAAACAGCUUAUUUAAAAAAUGUACUCUUUAAUUUGAACAAAGAGCGUCAGCCCAGUUAUGAGAGUCAUGACGCUGUGCCUCUGCAGAUUUUCCUGCGUGGAGAGCCUCACACAGGGUCCGCCAAGUCCCCACACGGAGUCACACAGGCCCCCCCCCCCGAGGAGGCGGCAUGUACAUUCCUUGAAUUGUACGAGCACUUUUAGAAUAGAAGGGAUGUUUUGUUCAUUGAAGAUAUGAAGCCUGUAUGAAUCACUCUGAAUGGCACUAUCGAGUCCUUUGCAAAGAAUGAAAUUCAACCCUGCUCCUGGUGCAUUGGAUGCAGAGCUUGUAUUGCAGUGCUGCUCAGAAUGAUGGAAGUAGUCCACACAUUUUCUGCAAAAGACGCUUUUCGCUGCCUCACCUGGCGCUCUCAAUGAGAGCAGAACAGAAUCACAGUAAAGGAAAGAAGAGAAAUUGUGGAUUUUGCACGAGGUCUAUUGCAUCGCUGCAUCUGUUGAGUUUUGCAUUUGCUGUUUGAAGGGAGGCCAGUCUAUAAAUCAUCCUGUGAACAGACACACACCAUCAGGGUGGGGCAUACACUUGAAGAAAAGUUUAGUCGUAUUUCACUCUGUCAAAUAAUUUAUAGUCUCUUCUCUGUGAAGACUUGAUAAACCUGUGCCUUCAAAUUAGCAGUUUUAUGUUAAGACAUCCAAUAAUCUUCUGGCUUUUUUUCCACAAGUGUGCUUGAUUUUCACUGUCAUUUACGAAGGAGUAGCAGAUGUACUAACCCAUACAUGUAUUUGAUGAUUUUCAUGUUAAAAUGAAGUUAGAUUUUUUUUUUCUUAUAUCACAAACAACUGUAACUCACAAAAAUCUUUUGAUUAAGGAAAAUCUUUCGUCUCGUGUCCAACAUUUGUAUUUUCCACUGCCUAGCCCCACCCUCAUAAUGUGGAUCUACAAUCAAUCAUUGAGAAGUACUGUUUGUUUUCAACUGAGGCGCUGCGUUUACAUUAUGUGCUUCAGCAUAUGCUGCCCUCUAAACAGGCCUGUAAGUGGCACAGUUAAUCAUUAAAAUCUCAGUUCAAAGUCCUAAUGCUUACUGUUCAUUCAGAAACGGAAGGUCAACAGUAGCAUGCAGUCGUAUGACUGUGAUUUAAAUCAAUGCUUGUGUCUGAUGGAUGGAUUGCAUUCAGGCAACAUUGCAUAAGGUAGUGUCCAUUUUCACGGGGAUGGGUUGACCUCAUACUGGGAGAGACUGCAGUUUUGUACUCUUUGAAUUAAACCAAAACUCCAACUUCAAUUAUUCAACACUGACACAGUAGUGCAAGUAAAUACAUUUCAUUUCCCCUAGUUUUUCAGAGGAAUAUGUUCCUAUAUUCAUCAAACUAGAAGGCAUGCAAAAAAAAAAAAUUAGACAAUUACAUUUAAGAUUUGAAAUGCAGCGGCCUCAUCCUACAAAAAGAAAAUACAAUCAUGCCGAUUAUAGGUGUUUGUAAAAGCUUACUAAUAGAUUUUACCGUCCAAAUAUGGUAAUUAUACUUGGUGGUGUCACUUCAACAGCAAAAUCCAUCAGUUCUCCUUAGAUCAUGCAUACAACUUUUAAAUAAACCUCUCGAAAAUCUUCUGUGUUUUUUUUAAAUACACAUUUUUUUUUGUAUGGGUCAGGAGACCUUUAACAAGCAGAGGUCAUAAUAGUAAGCAAUCAAAACAUAUCGCUGGUCUGUACUAAGCACACACCUGUUGAAUGAUGUUUGAUGAAAUGGGGUUUAUUUAUCACAACAAACUCUGAUUACUUCCCUGCUCUGAGUUCCGCCUGUUAUUUCUAAGGGGAGUUUAUCUCACAUCAGUGCAAAGUUAUAUUUGCUGAGUUCGGGCAAAAUUUCUGAAACAGACCAAGUGUAAACAAAAAAAGAAAAAAUCCCCUGAAUAUUCUCACUUCAUAUCCACAACAUGCGUUUGAGCUAUUUUAACGGUAAAACCUCCACUUUCAGAUGUGAUGCUGUUUGUGACUGUGUAUGCAAGUGUAUAUGUAUAAUACAAAGUCAUUUGUAUAUAAUGUAUGAGAGAGGUAUACAGAAAGAUACCAAGCUCUUUCAAAAGGACAGUAUUAUUUUUGGACGGAUAUAUUUAGAUUCUGUAAGUAAUCUACUCUAUUGUCUUCUGAGUCAAAGACUGAUUAAACAAUAAACUAACAUGGAUAUUA
Messenger RNA from Labrus bergylta (ballan wrasse), 4602 nucleotides. It is a transcript of the gene gpr146, whose product is annotated as G protein-coupled receptor 146. NCBI's taxonomy places the organism in Eukaryota, Metazoa, Chordata, Actinopteri, Labriformes, Labridae. Gene Ontology annotation, cellular component: membrane. Gene Ontology annotation, biological process: G protein-coupled receptor signaling pathway. Gene Ontology annotation, molecular function: G protein-coupled receptor activity. The record is from RefSeq and is a predicted model, not a curated record.